Molecule: messenger RNA, 441 nt
Organism: Rhinocladiella mackenziei CBS 650.93
Lineage: Eukaryota; Fungi; Ascomycota; Eurotiomycetes; Chaetothyriales; Herpotrichiellaceae
Exons: 2
Coding region: 1-441 (146 amino acids)
Source: RefSeq, a predicted model, not a curated record
AUGAGAAUGCUAUUUACUGUGCUUUCUCAAGAACAGGCUUCGAAAUCGUGCAAUGAGUUCAUGGAGAAGAUCGAUUUAAGAAAUGAUGAGGAAGAGGACGAAGAUAAAGAUGGAGUUGAAGACUCGGCUUUCAUUGCGGGACCCUUUGACUCGCUCCCAAAGGCUAGGAGAUGGUCUUUGAUGGCAAAAUCGCUGUGGCAUCAGGUCCAAAGCAUCAAGGCGGACGCUCCCAAGGACCGACCAUUCUUUAAACUGAGACUCGCUGAGCUCGAGCUUGACAGGCUCUCUCAAUCCAAUAAGGACGUGCGCGUCAGUGAAGCCGAUAAAGACUUGGGGAAUGCAGCGCUCGAAGUUUCCGAUUUAUCAGUUCAGGUAGAGCCUCUUUGGACGACAUACAAGCUCGACCACAAUGGUUCAACACAGGACCAGGACGCGUUCUAG